This is a messenger RNA of Knipowitschia caucasica, 1779 nucleotides long. NCBI's taxonomy places the organism in Eukaryota, Metazoa, Chordata, Actinopteri, Gobiiformes, Gobiidae. The record is from the annotation of a GenBank genome assembly.
AUGGACUCAGCUGAUCAAGAUCCUCCAUCCUCCAGACCCAAGAGAGACCUUCGUCUACCAGAGCAUUUGGCCGAAUAUGAUGUCGUCCUCCUUCCCUCUCAGCAGCCCGCUGCCCAAGUCUCCUCACUUCCAGUAGGACAACCCGGCAAGCGUAAGCCUUCCAGAACCGGGAGUACAUCAGGAUAUCAGUCAUCUACAAGUUCACGACGGUCUUCUCGUUUAUCCCUGGGGAGUCAACUACUGAAGAAUAUGCCAGAUGUUAAAGCAGCUGCGCUGGAAGAGCAGAUCAGAGUUAUGGAGCUUGCAGACCUGCAGCAGGAGAUAGAAGAGGAGAGAGAAGCCGAUUUGGAAGCCAAGACGUUGGAGGAACAAGUUAAAGAAGGACAACGGAUGCAAGAGGAAGCAUACCUUGCCAAGGAAAGGAUGGCCAAGGAGAUAGGACGGCGCAGACGCCUGAAGAAGUUGGAGAAGGAAAUUAAGAUUGCCAGUGCUGUAAAGUGCUUUCUAUCCGAAUCAGAGGAUGAAGCAAAAGACCGUCUCUUCCACCUUCCCAUGUUGCUCAGCAUCCAGCACAGCCACAGCAGCACCCAGAUCAGACAGCUGGUCCAAAGUGAGCUAGGCUCAAUACUCAACUCACCAGCCAUUAAGUCGGGAGAUGCCGAAGCUUUUGACUCCUUCGCCCUCUCAGUCCAGUCUCUGGUUGGUAUGUUACGCACCCUAGAGGGAACCGUCGGAUAUGAGCUCAGGUGUGGCUCCCAUGUCGACCGCCUUUUAAGUAAGAUGUCCCUGGCCCACAGAGAUGGAUUCGUGGAGUACUGUCUUUGUCGAGGCAUCUUGCAGCCAGGUACGGAUAUAACCUACACUCUGCCCGACCUUGCAGCCUGGCUACAGAUGAAAGCUCAAGCUAAACGCCUGGCCAGUCGGGCCACUCAUCUCUACAAUCCUGGGCCUCUUCCAUCCAAGAGGGAACAACAUGGUUCAAAGUGCAAAGACAGAGCUGCUUCAGUCUUCCUGUGCUCUGAGACAACCAAAGACAGGCCGACCACUCCACAGAAGCCACAAGCUUCAAAGUUUACACCAUACUGCCCAUUCUGCAAUAAUAAAGAACACUAUCUCAAUUCUUGUCUUGAGUUUAAGAAACUGAAUUUGAGCGAGAUCAAGAAGUGGAUCCAGGAGGGUGAUAGAUGUUUCAAGUGUGGUCGCAAUCAUAAGGCUGCAGCGUGUACCCUCAAACGCCCUUGUAAGACAUGUAAAGAGACCCACCUUACAGUUCUGCAUGACGUCAUCCAAGAGUUAUCCCAGAGAGUCCUUACGGUGAGUCAUCGGGAACCCACGGUCUACAUUGAACAGCCCAGAAGCCCUCAGAGAGUCCUGUUGAAGAUCGUUAAAGUGCUCUUACAACAUGGAAACCGCACUUUGGAGACGUUUGCAGUACUCGGCGAUGGCUCUGAAAGGUCGAUUCUACUCCCACAUGCUGUAGAGCAGCUUCAACUCAUUAAGCAUCCUGAAACUCUGCACCUGAGGACUGUCCAACAAGAAGUGAAGGAGCUACAUGGUUCUUCUGUCAGUUUCCACGUCUCACCCAUCUUCAAGCCAAACAAGAGCUUCCUGACCCUACCCAGUGCUCCACCUGGAAGCAGCUUCUUCGAGAGGCAGCUACCUCUCUUCACGGGGCGGCUGAUGCAAGCUCCCCUUCAGCAUGCUCAGCAGAUAACUUUCUACAAGCGGAGAAGUUGCUGUUGCAGAAGGCUCAAGAAGACUGUUUUCCCGAAGAAAUAA